AACUGUUUUGGAAUUCUUCCAGUUCUGGUCUUCUGGAGAUCUUGAUUGUGCAAUUAUGAAGCUCCGUUGAUUUUAGAUCUUGGGUUCUACUUUUAGCCUUAGUUUGCAUGCUCUAUUCCGAUUAAAACUGCUUCCCUAUUAUGAGAGGUGUUCCAGAUUUUACGCCUCCUUGAAUUGGCACUUCAAAUAGAACAUUUAUGGUAUUAAAAAUGAAAAUUGAUGUGGUUGGCUUGUUACUAUCUAUCUCAUUGACACUACUCCUAAAGUUUCUUUGAUUGGUUUUUUGGAGUCUUUUUCUUUUCUGGGUCUAUGUAAUUCUGAUGACUUUGGUUUUGCUUAAUGUGUACUUUUUCCAAAGGCCAAAAAUUGAUGGCUCGUUUGUAGUUUGCUGCUUGCCUUCUGACAAUGUAGUUUGGAUUCAACUCUUUGCAGAACUUUUAUUGGUAGAAAUGGACCGCCGGAGUUGGCCAUGGAAGAAGAAGUCUUCAUCCGAGAAGGCAUCCAAAGCAGCGGCUGCAGCAGCUGAGUCUCUCGAUGCUGCUUUGGCUUCUGCUGAACCACAGGCGCAGGCAGUGAAGGACAACUACAAGAAACCGAAUUAUGUCCAAAUCUCAGUUGAAUCGUACACCCAUUUGACCGGUUUAGAGGAGCAAGUGAAAGGAUAUGAAGAACAAGUUCAAUCACUGGACGACGAGAUCAAUGACUUGAAUGAAAAGCUCUCUGCAGCUCAAUCAGAAAUGACCACAAAGGAGAACUUGGUGAAACAGCAUGCCAAGGUUGCUGAAGAAGCUGUCUGUGGCUGGGAGAAGGCUGAAGCAGAGGCAUUGGCGUUGAAGAACAGUCUAGAAGCAAUGACGCUCUCCAAGCUGACAGUCGAAGAUCGAGUAGCUCAUCUAGACGGUGCUCUCAAAGAAUGCAUGAGGGAAAUACGAAACCUCAAGGAAGACCAUGAGCAGAAAUUGCAGGAACUUGUUCUCACCAAGAACAAGCAAUGUGAAAAGAUUAGACUUGAUCUCGAAUCAAAGAUUGCUAAUUUGGAUCAGGAGCUGUUAAGGUCAGCAGCUGAGAAUGCAGCUUUAUCGAGGUCUUUGCAGGAGCGUGGCAACAUGUUGGUCAAGAUGAGCGAGGAGAAAUCACAGGCGGAGGCGGAGAUCGAGGUUCUCAAGGGGAAUAUAGAGUCUUGUGAGAGGGAGAUAAACUCGAUGAAGUAUGAAGUACAUGUGGUGUCGAAGGAGCUUGAGAUAAGGAAUGAAGAGAAGAACAUGAGCAUGAGGUCUGCUGAUGUGGCAAACAAGCAGCACAUGGAAGGUGUGAAGAAGAUAGUCAAGCUUGAAGCCGAAUGCCAGAGGCUACGGGGGCUCGUGAGGAAGAAACUGCCAGGUCCUGCUGCUCUGGCACAGAUGAAGCUUGAAGUCGAGAGCUUGGGCCGAGAUUAUGGGGAUUCGAGGUUAAAGCGGUCACCUGUCAAGCCUUCCAGCCCACACAUGUCACCUAUAACUGAAUUCUCUCUCGGGAAGGAGACCGAGUUCUUGACAGAACGGUUGUUUGCCACGGAAGAAGAGACCAAGAUGCUCAAAGAAGCUUUGGCUAAGCGUAACAGUGAGCUUCAGGCUUCGAGGAAUCUAUGUGCCAAAACAGCAAGCAGGCUUCAAAGCUUAGAAGCUCAACUUCAUAUGACCAAUCAGCAGAAAUCUGUGCCUAGCGUCACAUCCAUGUCAGAGGAUGGAAAUGAUGACGAUCGAAGCUGUGCUGACUCUUGGACCACAUCGAUGAUGUCGGAAAAGAAUGGUGAGAGAUCAUCGAUCAAGGCAGAGAGUGCUAAGAACAUCGAGCUCAUGGAUGACUUCCUCGAGAUGGAGAAGCUGGCUUGUUUGGAUCACCCUGGCAACAAGACUCCUGAGGUCUCUAAUGGCAUGUCUGAUGUGCCUAGUAGAGAAGCUGUCCCAGAAGAAGUCAACUCGGGCAAAAAUGAUGACAUGCAAUCAAAGAUAUUGGAGGAUGUUAAAACUGUAGAGUCUGAAAUGAGCCAAGACUUGGCUUCUGCAGUCUCUCAGAUACAUGAUUUCGUACUAUUGCUUCGGAAAGAAGCAAUUACGGUUGAUGGUGAUGAUGGGGAAGAACUAAGCAAGAAGAUCGAAGACCUAUCAUUAACCAUCAACAAAGUUCUGAACCAAGGUUCAAGCUUGGGCACCUUCAUUUUUGACCUGUCCCGAGUGCUGGACAAGGCGAGUGAGCUUCGGUUUAGUGUGAUGGGUUACAAAGGAAAUCAAUCUGAGAUCAGCAGCCCAGAUUGUAUCGACAAAGUUGCUCUGCCAGAGAACAAGAUUGUAACGGAUGAUGGACCAUACUCGUCAAUGAAUGGCCAUGUGUCAAGUGGCAGUCCAAAGUCGAACCCCGAGGUUCCAGAUGAUGGGAACUUGAUCCAGUGCAAAGUCUCAUUAGAGGAGUUUGAAGAACUGAAGUCGGAGAAGGACAACAUGGCUCUUGAUCUUGCUAGAUGUGGUGAAGAACUCGAAACCACGAAGCUUCGGUUGCAAGAAACAGACCAACUGCUUGAUGAAGUCAAAUUACAGCUGACUAAUGCUCAAAGGUCAAAUUCUUUGGCUGAGACUCAGUUGAAGUGCAUGGUGGAAUCGUAUAGAUCACUUGAGCUACGUGCUGAUGAGCUGGAAACUGAGGUCAAUGCUCUUAGAAUCAAGGCCGAAGGGUUAGAGAUAGAGCUUGAUACUGAGAAGAGAGCACACGAAGAUGCUUCGAGCAGAUGCAAGGAUCUUCAAGAACAACUUGAAAGGAACGAGAAUUGCCCAGUUUGUGCAGCAGCAGCAGCUGAGAUGGACGCUAAGCAAAAGCAGGAGAAAGACCUCUUCGCUGCAGCAGAGAAGCUAGCAGAAUGCCAAGAGACAAUAUUCUUGUUAGGCAAGCAACUAAACUCUCUACGCCCUCAGUCGACAGAGAACUCUGGUGAAAGAAGUCCGAGAGGUGGCGAUGGUUCUGCUGAGGAAGAACCACCAACAACAAGCGGCACAAACUUGCAAGUAGGAGGAGGAGGAGGAGGAGAAGAAGUGCUUGACACUGCAACUUCUCCUGCUCCUCGGUCUCCAGUGCAUUCCUUCAACAACCCAGGAAGGGAAAGCCCUGAUUUGGAAGCCGCCAACUUGUUGAGAUCACCGGUUAGCUCGAAGCAUCCGAACCACCGGCCAACCAAGUCGACCUCAUCGUCUACUUCAUCCACUCCAACACCAGAGAAGCCCGGGAGAGGAUUCAGCAGAUUCUUUUCCUCAAAAAGGGAAUAAGAAUGGGUAUCAGUAGAUCGAAAGUGCGAAUGGGGUGGCAGCUCGCAAUCUACUGCAUGAUUUGACGUUAUAAUGAUCAUGAUGAUAGUGAAGAAUGUGAUGAUGGUGACUAUAGAAUGGAGGGUUUGGAGAAGGGGGAGAGAAAAAGGUAAUUUUGUAACUAAUGACUCUGUCUGUGUCUGCUAUGUAUCUGUAUAUGGUAUCCAUAUGUGUGACUUCCUUUGCUGUUCUUUUUUUGGUGUUUACGUUUUGCAUUUAAACGUUGUUGAGUGAUGGAACAUGACACCCUUUUGAACAGUUUGUAUAUAUACUAUUAAGAAAGGUUGAUACUUUGCUGCUGUCUCAAUCCCCGGACGUUCAAUUUCGUUGUUUACUAUUCGAAACUAAGAUUGAGAAGAAGACGAAAACAUUAGAGAUCUCCCACUCGAACAACUGAAAAUAUAAUGGAAU
Messenger RNA from Linum tenue, 3743 nucleotides. Lineage: Eukaryota; Viridiplantae; Streptophyta; Magnoliopsida; Malpighiales; Linaceae. The record is from the annotation of a GenBank genome assembly.